AUGCGCUGCUUGGUGAAAACAUCAGGUCUCGAAGAUGUUCCACGCGCACAGCUGAGCGAUUGCUGCUUCACUGUGGACGAUGGCGAUUCAUGCAGUGCAGCUGCGGUGUCCUGCACUCGGCUCUGCGACUCUUGGCAAUCUUCAACUUUCUGCGCUAGGGAGGCCCAUACAUACCAGAUUGUCAAUGGAGGUUCUCACCGCCUCUACCAACCCACCUCUACGACCAACUUUCUAUAUUUGCCCUCGCACUAUACUCGCUAUUGA
Molecule: messenger RNA, 264 nt
Organism: Pseudocercospora fijiensis CIRAD86
Lineage: Eukaryota; Fungi; Ascomycota; Dothideomycetes; Mycosphaerellales; Mycosphaerellaceae
Exons: 2
Coding region: 1-264 (87 amino acids)
Source: RefSeq, a predicted model, not a curated record